Messenger RNA from Hepatospora eriocheir, 180 nucleotides. The record is from the annotation of a GenBank genome assembly. NCBI's taxonomy places the organism in Eukaryota, Fungi, Microsporidia, Hepatosporidae.
AUGAACAUUAAAGUGCAAUUCUUGACAAACAAUAAAGAAAAAUCAUGUAUUUUAACUGUAAAUAGACAUCAAUAUAUAUUUAACAUGUUUGAAGGAUAUCAGAGAGUUGCUCUAAAUUAUAACAUGACUAUUUUAAGUCCUAAAGCUAUAUUUUUAUCUUAUAAAUACUCAAUGUCUUGA